Drosophila simulans is the source of this 4862-nucleotide messenger RNA. RefSeq lists its product as uncharacterized. The coding region runs from base 780 to 4679 and encodes 1299 amino acids. Gene Ontology annotation, molecular function: protein binding. The transcript is spliced from 3 exons. Lineage: Eukaryota; Metazoa; Arthropoda; Insecta; Diptera; Drosophilidae. The record is from RefSeq and is a predicted model, not a curated record.
UCACGCGGGUGCGAGUGGGACGGCGAGCGAGCGGAAUAGGGACAGCAACUGUCUUCCAAAUGCACCGCAUAUAAGUGUUCUAUGGCAACCGCGCCAGGCCAAAAUCGAGAAUGUAUAACCCGAAUAAACAAACUAAUAAAAUGGGCCCACAUGCCCGAGCCAGCGAGUCCACGAAUCCUGGCUCAGAGCUGCCACGGAGGCGACCAACAACACUCGAGGAGCACACAAAUACCAUACUUUUAUCUAUAUAUCUAUAUAUCUAUAACCUCUGUACCGCAGAAGACUGAAUACACCAAUCGACAAAAGAAAUCACCAAAAAUCAACGAGAACUGAAGGGAAAAGCAGCUCAAGUGGAGCAGUCGCUCCCAAUUCCAUUCGAGGCACUCCCACUGUAUCUAUUUGUGUGUCCCCAAAAAGAAGCAAACUAAUCCAUAAUCCGUCGACCAGAGAGCUGAAUGCAAUUGCAAAUUAGAUAACCAGGACUGGGUAUUCGUCAUUUCUGGGAUUUACAUAUAAAACUGGGGAUUGCAGAUUAUGCAACGGAAAUAGUGUAAUCAUCGCAAGGACCAUCACAAAUCCCCGUAACUAUGUCCGGAGCUCUCCAGGAGUCGCUUGCCCGCAUCGAACUAUUAUGAAACUCGAAGGUGGAAGGUGCCACACGCACGGCAACGGGCCAGGGGCAGGGCCAGGUGCCAGUCCAGGUGCAAGGCCAGGAGCCACCAAGGACGAAGCCAGCGACAUCGGCGGCAACUCAUGCCAGGCGCCGCCAGCUGAUCUCCAUGGCCAAAUGCCGCGGUCGCUCCAUACUCAACGAUGAGACGCCCACGCCGGAGGCAGCCUGCCCUGCUCCCGCUCCUGCUCCUGCUGCGACUCCGGCUGCAGCGAAUCCCUCGCCGCAGCCCCAACAACAACAACUGCAACAACAACAGAACUACUUACCUCAAACAUCUUUGCUGAAAAUCGAACCGUUCGUUCCUAGUUUUAAUCAAAGACUACGCCGGCGUCCUAUUGGUCGCUCCCAUAGCACCUUAAGCCACAACGCCAUCCCCAAGCGACCAGUGCCGCAGCAGCAGCAGCAUAUCCAACAGCCAUCGGAACUCCAAGUUGGCCAGCAGCAACAAUUGAAGCGAGGCUAUGCCGCCGCAGCUCAAAUCCGCCAGCAGCAGCAGCAACAGCAACGGAAUCUACCACGUGGCGUUGGCAUCCAGCGACAGCGUUCCAAGUCUACGUCCUCCUCGGCGGCCUCCAAUAGUUGUCGUCCAGGCACAGCGGCUGUAACACCCAAUACCCUGGUGGGCAGCACCGGCGGAACUCUGGUGAGUGGAGCCAUCGUUACGCCGCAACCAAAUGGCAUCUGUCGGAUCCAGAGAUUGCCCAAGGAGCGCGAGGAACUGCCCGAUCGAAUUAACUAUGACAAGAGAGGGCUCACUGCGAUUCCCAUCUUUGAGCAGGAGCCCAAUCUUCGACUGCUGUCGCUGCAGCACAACCUGAUCAACACUUUCCACAUACCCAAGGAGCUGACACCGCCGCCUCCACCAGUGCCUCCUCCUGCUGUCGCCACGCCACGGGAGAGUAACAAUAAUAAGCUGGGUGAAUAUAGCAACGGCAAUGGAAACAAGGAAGGAGGACGAUCUGGCCUGCGUGGUCAUCAUCCAGGCAGACUUACCCGUGCCAUGACCAAUGCAGGCGGCAAUUCCCAUCGCCUAUCGCCCAAGUCCGGUGGUAGUCCGGGUUCAGGCAGUCCACUGACAACUCAGGCAUUGGCCAUCAACGGAGGAACAGCCGCAGGGCGCUCCAAGUUAGCCAAGCGAGGCUACAACUACGGACAGGCACAACUGACGCCUCCACCGGCGUUACGCAUGCGCUACGGAUUGGAGAAAUCCAAGAGCUUUGUGAGCAGCAGCCUCCAGGCAAUGAAGCAUCAGCAACAGCUCAUCCAACGAAGGGCAAUGCUCAAGGCAACCAGAGCCGGAGGAGUGGGCGUGCCGGGUGGAGCCGGCAGUAAUCUCCUCCAGAGUUGCGAUGAGGGCAGUGCCCUGCACAAUAGCAAUCUCUCUCUGUGCGGGGGAUGUGGUGAAGAGGAGGAGUCUCCCAGUGUGAUGACCAGCAUUUCUGCCUUGGAGCAGCUAAGCAUCAAGAACAAGCAGUUGAGCUUAAGUGCCAGCUAUGGGAUCAUCUUUCAGCAGCUGGUAUUUCUGGAUCUCUAUGAUAACCAGAUAGAGAGAAUAGCGAACCUGGAUGGACUACCUUCGCUUUCGGUGCUACUGCUGGGCAAGAACAGGAUUACGGACAUUGGUGGUCUGUCCUCGUUAAAGGAUACGCUAAGAGUGUUGGAUUUACAUGGUAAUAAACUCACCAGUCUGGGCAGUCGCAUCAACUGCCUGCAGCAACUGAAAUCAUUGAAUCUGGCGGGAAAUCAAAUUCGUCAGAUAAAUCAGCAGGAUUUUCUUGGUCUGCGCUGCCUUAGGGAGUUGAACCUCAAGCGGAACAAGCUCCGGCGGAUCAAUGGAUUCCAGCACUUGGUGGCUCUGGAAAGGCUUUGGUUAUGCCACAACGAUUUACACAGAGUUGAUGAUAUGGCCAGUAUUGCAAGGGCCACCCGCCUCCUGGAAGUUACAAUCGAGAACAAUCCUGUCUCUCUCGCCGGCGAUUGCGUAUCCUUCUUGGUUUCGUACCUUCCACUGCUGCAAACCCUUAGUCAGAUGCCCAUCACGGAGCAGGUGCGUCGGGCGGCUCUUGCUUGGCGCCAGCACAAGGAACAGGCUCAAGCUGCUCCUGGAAGCUCCGAGGCUUACCACAACAUCCGACGAGAAGAGGUUAUAUCCAAUGCCAGGACCAACUGGGAACUUCUGCGUUCCCAACAGACAGUGGUGGGUCGUCCCAAGAGCCGCCUAACCAGCGAGCUGGCCAAGAUCAAUGAGUCCAACGAAGGUCCCGCAGGUGAGGAGGGGGAAACGGAAUCCGAGGAGUCGCAGCAGCCCAAGGAACUGAUGGAUGAACUACAGGCACUGAUUAAACUGCCGCCUAUUGCUAAGGAUCUAAGGAACCCACACGAAGAGGAUGGCGUCUCCUCGGAGGCCUCUAGUCUAGGACCCAAUGUUGACUCCUGCUCCAGUUGUUAUAGCUCGGACAAUGAUGACGGAGGUGCUAAAAAUAAACCAGAGACUCCGCAGAUUGAUGAAAACUCCAAUAAAGUGGGCUUGCAGGAAAAGCCACUAUCAUCGCCAGUUCCAGUUGCAAGCCAAUCUCCUGAAGUAGCUAUAGUGACACCGCCAGCACCGGUGUCAUCCUCACCUUCGCCGCCUGCACUGACCUUGACUCCACCAGCUGCCCCAGGCACUCCAGUGCCCGGCACCACGUCGCCUUCACCAUCAACAACCAUAAUUGCCACCUUGCCUGUGCCCGCCACUGCGUCCUCCAAUGCAAGUCGUCCGACCAGCAGCAAACAACGUUCCCGUCAUGCGCCUAUCACACAAUUGGGUUUACAGAUCAACCAGAGAGGAGGAGCAACUGCUUCCUCCAAGCGUUACAUGGCUGGUAGUCUGGUGCGGGCGCAAACCGUGAGCAGCAGCACCAGUAACAGCAGCAGUUCCAAUAGUGCGGGUCGAGGAAAGGCCACCAACAAUGGAUUAAACUUGGUGGCGACUCAAACGAAAGCGGCAACGAAUAGUACUAACCAAUCAUCAGCAGGAGCGGCAGCUGGAACAGGAGGCUCCACAACAGCAGCAACACCUUCAGGAGCAGCUGCGACUCCAAACGCAGCCAUUACAGUGUCCAAGCCCAGCGCCGCUGAACGGGAGAGAGAACAAGGUGGCGAUUACCUGAUUGAAAUAUGCGGAAGGUACCUCAACAUCUACGGCCAGGGAGCCCUCCGUUUCAUCGAUAAGCAGUGGAAUCCGGCCAAGGCCAAUGACGUGCACACGCUGAACUUCAGUUACAUUAACUUCAACAGCAUCGUAUGUGUUCUGGGCAGGAUUAAGCUGCGAUUCCCCCACGCCGAGCACUACGUUUUCCGGGAAACAAACAUCUCCUGUUUGGGUCAACUUAAUGGAUUGGCGGAGCUCCAGGGACUUAGUAGCUUGAUGAUCGAUGCCGAGGGCAAUGGCAUUACGCUGAAGGAAUCCUGGCGAGCAUACGCCAUCUACAGGCUAUCACACUGGGGACUGAAGCAGCUAAAUGGACAGGAGGUGACCGAAGCGGAAGUGGAGGCUGCGAAUGCCAAGUAUGUUGGACUCUCUGACCUGGUGCUGUGGUCCAUGCCCGAGGUGAUGUUGCAGCCGCUUUUGGCGAGACUGCGUCUCGAUGAAACCUGCACGGCCAGCAAACUGUCUCCUAAAGAGUGGCUCCUACGUCCGGACAACAAGUCCCUGCGACUCGUGGUGGGAAAAGAGGCACUCCAGUGGAAGAAGAACGCUGGUGGCGGAGCAGGAACUUCCACCUCAAUGAACCUGAAUCAAGCGACGGAAGCGGGAAGCACUGCCAUGGCGCCCAGCGUCCGAGAUCGAGGUCGUCAGCACUUUGCCCUUCUGCUGGAGAACACUUGCAACGCCGUGGAGAAGCUGCACAAGCUGGAAACUCUUUGGCCAAGUAUGCUUCUUGAUAUCGUCCGGAAUACGCUGCUGGAUUACGCCCAGCUAGAUGUCUACCUGCGGAAUCUCAUGUGCGAGCUGUUGAAGUGAGAGGCCGUUCCAACAAAUGAAAAAUUAUGAAAUUAUUAGUCGAUCUGGCUUUUAGAUAGAGGCGCACAGGUAGAGCAACCAUUAUAUUCCUAUGAUUCUAGGCAUUUACCAAUCCUGUAAAGCAGCUGCUUACAACUAGUCCAAUUUUUAUAAAUAUUUAACAUUAAACAUGAUUAAAAAGUA